Terrapene triunguis (Three-toed box turtle) is the source of this 1887-nucleotide messenger RNA. RefSeq names its product MIF4G domain containing (gene MIF4GD). Gene Ontology annotation, molecular function: translation activator activity; protein binding; RNA binding. Bases 437 to 1105 code for a protein of 222 amino acids. Lineage: Eukaryota; Metazoa; Chordata; Testudines; Emydidae. The record is from RefSeq and is a predicted model, not a curated record. Gene Ontology annotation, cellular component: cytosol. The transcript has 6 exons. Gene Ontology annotation, biological process: regulation of translational initiation.
CGCAGGUUUGCAAUGGAAAGAAUCUGCCUGGUGGCAAUCACUGACCCCAAAGAAGCUGAAAAGUAAGAGCAGCAGCUGGGAUUUUCCGCCUGAUCCUGCCAGCUGGGGUCUCGCAGGGCGCUUUCCUGGUGGAGGGGCGAGUGCAAGAAGGAUGCCCAUCUUGCAUUUGCAUUCCAUGCUUGAGCUCCUGCCUUUCCUGCUUCUGCUGCUGCUGUUCUUGGCGCUAGGUUUUUUCCUGAUCUAUCUCCAAAAACCCGAACCAGAAAGCAAGAAGAAUUAGGGGUAGGGGCGGUUCUUCUCUAUGCAAAUAAGGCACCAAAGAUGCGAGCGCUCGAGUCCUGAAAAGAAAACUCUCCGGGAGAGCGAAGAGAAAAGCCGGAGCAGGGUUUGCCACUAACAGCCACUUCCCUAACUGCGCUGUCGGAGCAGGCCAGACAUGGGAGACACGGGCAAAGAAGAGUAUAAAAUACAGUCGUUCGAUACCGAGACGCAGCAGUUACUGAAAACUGCUCUCAAAGACCCCAGCAGUGUGGAUCUGGAGAAAGUGGCUAAUAUCAUCGUGGACCAGUCCCUCAAAGACUGUGUGUUCAGUAAGGAGGCUGGGCGCAUCUGCUACACCAUCAUCCAGGCAGAGAGCAAGCAGGUGGGCCAGAGCAUUUUCCGACGGAGUCUGCUUAACCGACUGCAGCAGGAGUAUAAGGACCGGGAAGAGCUGCGAGCCCGCUCGCCCCAGGCAUGGAUCUGUUACGUCACCUUCAUCUGUAACAUCUUUGACUACCUGAGGGUGAACAACAUGCCCAUGAUGGCGCUGGUGAACCCAGUUUAUGAAUGCCUGUUCCGACUGGCGCAACCUGAUAGCCUGAAGAAGGAGGAGGAGGUGGACUGCCUGGUGCUGCAGUUGCACCGCAUUGGUGAACAGCUGGAGAAGAUGAACUCCCAGCCAAUGGAUGAGCUCUUCUCCCUUCUCCGAGAUGGUUUUCUCCUGGAGGAGGGGCUCAGCUCACUCUCUCAGCUCCUGUUGCUGGAGAUCAUAGAGUUCCGGGCUGCAGACUGGAAGAUGACAGAUGCGGCUCAAAAAUACUAUUACAGUGAAGUCACAGAUUAAACCUUCCAUAGCCAGAACUAACUCACUCAGAGGCUCAAAGUUUCACCCUGGCACUUUCACGAGCAAACGUCACACAAAUAUGUUUCAGAUAUUUUUAAGUUAACAUUUUUCUAAUGCUUUUUCUAAAUAGGAUUUAUAUUGUUUACUCCCAAUAGACCCUUCGUACUGUGUCUUUGCUGGACUGCAACGGGGGACAGUUUGAUUGGGGGGCAAGGGCAGUUUUAACCUAGCCAGAGCUUCCAUUCUCUUUAUCUAUGGUUCAGGUUAAUUAAUGCCUCUCAAACUGUUGAUUAACUGUAUCCACAGCUUCCAGCUCAAAACAGCAUUUUACAGUAGCAGUCAGGAAAGCACAGCCAAUGGUUUAUACUGAGAUCAGCUCUUAUGUGCCAACUUCGUCAGCCACCAACAGAGUUGAGACAAGUGGAAGGAAAAGCUUUCGCAGCUUAUUUGGAAAACUGCCCUCUUUGCUGCUUACUGCCACAUGGAAUCCGUGCCCAUAACACACAAACCAAGCUUUAAAAACAGUCCUCCAGGAUGAGUCUCAUCUUGCUCCCUGUGAAAUCAAUGGGAGAAUGAUUGAGCCCUUUACAUGGGCAAUCAGUUGUUAUUUCUCCCAACCCUGCCCUCUGGCAGGCUGGGUGCCUAUGGACAGCAGAAGUAACACCUGCUUCUGGAGAAAGGAGAAGCCAGCUAGUGUACAUCAUAGCAGCAAUUUCCUUGAGCACAUGUAGCUAGAAACUGUUUUUAUGAGUUUUAUAUAGUAACCACUAUGGAAUUUUUUC